AUCCGUCGAUCGUUUCGGAUGGUUCGCUCCAGACCUCUACCGCCCACUGGGCAAAGAGGCUGAAGAGACUUGGAGCGUUCAAUAAAUAGGUCACAGCCUCUCUAUUUUCUUCUUCCAACUCCCACCAUCACCAUGCUUUCAAACCGAUUAACCCGCUUUGCGGUUCUCCUUACUUGUGUCUGUUCCGUGGCUGCCCAAUUCCCCCCAUACAGACGGAGACGUUCUUUGGCAGGUUCUGUAAUUGCAGGAAUUUGCGUUGCGAUUGUCUGCGGGCUACUGCUUUUAUCGCUAUGCUGUUUGCUCACAAGGCGUCGGCGUCGCCGAGGUCUUGCUGUAAUCCCUGGGCCCAAUGGAGGCUUCUUCCGACCUAACCAAGGUCGAAUGCAGAGCACUCAAUUCAAUCAACAACAAAUGCAGCAACCGCCUCCCUCCGGCUACAAUGCCAGCUACAGCGGAAGCGUACCGGCAGGAGGAUAUCAACCUCCCCCGGGUGCGCCUCCGCCCCCACCUCCACCGUAUCCUGGCAAGGAGCCAUAUACCCAGGAUGGUGUGCCCCAGCCUGGUGGUUUUGCUCCCCCGGGGCCUCCGCCAGCUGCUCAUGUCAAUGAGAAUGGACGUACUGGAUGGUUCAAAAACCGCUAGUUCGAUAAAACCAAUUUUCACAAUGGACAUUUGUAUACCCAACACUAGAUAUCCUAUCAAGAUCCAAGAUACAGUACAGACUUCAGAGACGUUUUAGUUCUCAUUGUAGCGCUAGUUAAUGUAGUAUACUUGUGUUGAUGUACAUACCAUGCAUCGUGCUCUCUGUUUUGAUCUAAGCUCGUAUGCCUUUUUGC
Somion occarium is the source of this 836-nucleotide messenger RNA. The record is from the annotation of a GenBank genome assembly. Lineage: Eukaryota; Fungi; Basidiomycota; Agaricomycetes; Polyporales; Cerrenaceae.